Messenger RNA from Canis lupus familiaris (dog), 2604 nucleotides. RefSeq names its product SH3 domain containing GRB2 like 2, endophilin A1 (gene SH3GL2). Bases 91 to 1149 code for a protein of 352 amino acids. Gene Ontology annotation, cellular component: glutamatergic synapse; cytoplasm; presynapse. Gene Ontology annotation, molecular function: protein binding. The transcript is spliced from 9 exons. Gene Ontology annotation, biological process: synaptic vesicle uncoating. The record is from RefSeq and is a predicted model, not a curated record. Lineage: Eukaryota; Metazoa; Chordata; Mammalia; Carnivora; Canidae.
CCGCCGCCGCCGCCGCCGCUCCGCCGCCGCCUCUCCCCGGCACCGGCAGCCGCCUCCGCAGCCUCCCGCGCCCGCGAGUCCUCCCGCACCAUGUCGGUGGCCGGGCUCAAGAAGCAAUUCCACAAAGCCACUCAGAAAGUGAGUGAGAAGGUCGGAGGAGCUGAAGGAACCAAGCUAGAUGAUGACUUCAAAGAGAUGGAGCGGAAAGUGGAUGUCACCAGCAGGGCUGUGAUGGAAAUAAUGACCAAAACAAUUGAAUACCUUCAACCCAAUCCAGCUUCCAGAGCUAAACUCAGCAUGAUCAACACCAUGUCGAAAAUCCGCGGCCAGGAGAAAGGACCAGGCUAUCCGCAGGCAGAAGCACUGUUGGCAGAGGCCAUGCUCAAGUUCGGAAGAGAGCUUGGAGAUGAUUGCAACUUUGGCCCAGCACUUGGUGAGGUGGGGGAGGCCAUGCGAGAGCUCUCAGAGGUGAAAGACUCUCUGGACAUGGAAGUGAAGCAGAACUUCAUUGACCCCCUUCAGAACCUUCAUGACAAAGAUUUGAGAGAGAUUCAGCAUCAUCUAAAGAAAUUGGAGGGUCGACGCCUGGACUUUGAUUAUAAGAAGAAACGACAAGGCAAGAUUCCAGAUGAAGAGCUCCGUCAGGCUCUGGAGAAAUUUGAUGAAUCUAAAGAAAUUGCUGAGUCAAGCAUGUUCAAUCUCUUGGAGAUGGAUAUCGAACAGGUGAGCCAACUGUCUGCGCUUGUCCAAGCCCAGCUGGAGUACCACAAGCAGGCCGUCCAGAUCCUGCAGCAAGUCACCGUCAGACUGGAAGAAAGAAUAAGACAAGCUUCAUCUCAACCUAGAAGGGAAUAUCAGCCUAAACCGCGAAUGAGCCUGGAGUUUACAACUGGAGACAGUACUCAGCCCAAUGGGGGCCUCUCCCACACGGGCACACCCAAACCUGCAGGUGCCCCAAUGGAUCAGCCCUGCUGCCGAGCUCUGUACGACUUUGAACCUGAAAAUGAAGGGGAGUUGGGUUUUAAAGAGGGUGAUAUCAUCACACUCACUAACCAAAUUGAUGAGAACUGGUAUGAGGGAAUGCUUCAUGGCCAGUCAGGCUUCUUCCCCAUCAACUAUGUGGAGAUUCUGGUUGCCCUGCCCCAUUAGGAUGUUAGGCUGGCAGGCUUACCUCCUCUUGACCCAGAUAGUUAAGUUUAACCACUGCUUUGGUAAUGCUGCUUACAACACAUCCCAAAUGCAGGCCGCAGUGGUCCAAGUCAUCAAGCCCCACCGAGUUAUCUUUGGUUGACUUGUGUGAUCCCACAAGAGUCAUGGUGAUGGGUGGUAUCUUCUUAGGCUGGCGGGCAUGGCAUGUGCUUUUUAAACACCAUCUGAGGCCAGCCAGUAGUCACUGAACUGUUUACACGGUUCUCAGGAGACUGUGGCUUCUUAGAAUAUGACCAUGAGCCACAUCACAGUAAAACCAUGCUACUGAAGAUAUUAUCUAUCACCCAGGGGCCAUCUCAAGGUCUCAGGUUCUCCAUUUCAAUAGGAGAAAGGUCCUGCUUUCCCAUAGUCCCCUCCCAAAUAUGCAAGUCACAGAAUUUUGGAAGAAAGCCUCCCUCACCAGCAACUUGUCUUCUGGUCUGAGUUGGUCCCUUGAUACUAUCGGUAGGAAAAUGUUGAAUGUGAAUUGAAAAUCUUUUCUGGAAAAAAGUCACCUUUCUUCCUCCCACUUAUGCCUUUUCCUAAGGGACAGCCAGUUUUCUUCCCUCCCUGCUAAUAAAGCCAGAGGGGGACUUCCGCUAUAUUUCUAAGUAAGACAGUUAGCAGUCAGCAUAUGGUAGGAGGGGCUGAAGAGAAGAGAUUCUCCAUUAUGAGGAAAUGGGAAAACAUCUGGUUUCCAAGCUUGCAUUUCCUGCUGCAGAGAAUUCACAUAUGUAGUUAGGAUAUUUCUGAAGGUACAGGGAAGUGGGAACAAAUACCUUCACUUCAGAUUUAUUUAUGAAUUACAUGCUUCAUGAGUCCAUUUGGCACAGAGACACAAGGAUAAAAACACAAGAAACCAUUUUUCCACUAGUUCAUAGACCAAGUUAACAGUAACUGUCUUUCCUUUCCACUUCCACCUUGUGUUCUUCGAACAUCAUUUAUGCAGAUUCUGCCCUCAAUGAGGACCAAAUAAAGAUAAUUUUUGUGCUUAGCAGUUUAAGAUGUAUGGCUGCAUAUGCAGAAGUUUUUCCCAACUCAGUCAUUAUUACUUUUCUUUCUGUCCUUUUAUUCCAUCUUCAUGUUGUAUGUACAGUGCUAUGUGUAAGCUUAUGAGUGGUUUUCUAUUUUGGGGGUUGUCUUUCUUUUUCUUUUCUUUUUCUUUUUCUUUUCUUUUUCUUUUUCUUCUUUUUCUUUUUCUUUCUUUUUUUUGUAUCAGUUCUGAAGUCUCAUUAGGUAUGCAGAGUUCUAUUUAUCUAGCUGUACAGAUUCCUUCCGAGGUUUCAUGUGCUGCUUCGGACGUGCCACCUGCGGUAGUGGGUCAUGUGGAGUGAAAGGCAAAUCUUACCGCUUAAUGUAUAAACCUCUUACCACAGGAAGCAUCGCCGUUUCCAAUAAAUAUUGCUGAAGACAGAA